AUGGCAUCUGCCUUGCGAGCUCAAUUGCCAAUGGCGCUUCUUCUAUUAUCCAACUCUCAGCUUCAGUUGUCUUCUGCGUUGAACAUUCAGAUACCUCUGGUCGGCUCAAGUCAUGCCGGGUCUAGGGGUGCAGUGGCGAGUGAGAGCAAGAUAUGCUCCCAAAUAGGCAUCGAUCUAAUUGCCCAAGGUGGAAACGCCGCAGAUGCCAUGGUAGGCACGAAUCUCUGUGUGGGUGUUACUGGCAUGUAUCACAGCGGCAUUGGUGGCGGCGGCUUCAUGCUUGUUCGCAGUCCCGAUGGCGAGUACGAGGUCAUCGAUUACAGGGAAACCGCCCCGGCUGCCGCCUACGAGGACAUGUACCGUGGAAAUGUCAACGGAAGCAUCUUCGGUGGUCUCGCCGUUGGUGUUCCCGGUGAGCUGAGAGGUCUUGAGUAUCUACACAGCAAAUACGGAUCUCUCCCAUGGAGAUCCGUCGUAAUGCCAGCGGUAAAAGUUGCUCGCAACGGCUUUCCCGUGACUGAGGAUCUUGUCCGCUACAUGAAAGCUGCAACAGAAUCAGGCUCACCGAACUUCCUCGUGGAGGACCCAGCUUGGUCUCAAGAAUUCGCGCCGAACGGAACUUUGAUCGGGCUCGGAGAUAUAAUCAAGAGGAGACGUCUCUCCAACACACUCGAGAAGAUUGCACAUCACGGUGCAAGCGUCUUCUACGAAGGCGAUAUUGCGAAAUCCAUGAUCGAUAUUAUCCAGGCCAACAACGGCACAAUGACACUGGAAGACCUGAGAAAUUACAAAGUCUCCAGGCCACGGCCCGUGAGCGUGAAUUUCAGGGGCUACAAACUCUGGUCAACGCCAUCGCCCUCGAGCGGCGCCGUAUGUCUCUCCAUCAUGAAGACGCUGGAGCAGUAUCCAUCCGACGAGCUAUCACGGACUCCUGAAAACAUCAAUCUCACUACCCAUCGCCUCGACGAAGCUCUGCGCUUUGGUUAUGGCGGGCGCACCUCCCUCGGAGACCCAGCGUUCGUCCCGCACAUCGACGAGCUCGAGUCUCGCCUCCUGUCCGAAAAGUCCGCAGCGGCCCGACGCGCCCGGAUCCUCGACAACACGACACAACCAGUGGAAGCCUACGACCCCAACACCGAGGACCGCAGCAGCGACGGCAAGCACUUCUACGCCAACCCGGGCCACGGCACCUCGCACAUCGUCACGGCCGACGGCACCGGCAUGACCAUAACCAGCACCACGACCAUCAACCUGCUCUUCGGCUCGCUGCUCAUCACGCCCGACACGGGCAUCAUCCUCAACAACGAGAUGAACGACUUCAGCAUCCCCGGCGUCCGCAACGAGUUUGGCUUCGAGCCGUCGGUGCCAAACUACAUCCGCCCGGGGAAGCGGCCCUUGUCGUCCAUCACGCCGCUGAUCGCCGAGCGCGCUGCCGACGGCUCCCUUGCCCUCAGCGUCGGCGCGGCCGGUGGCUCGCGCAUCCUCAGCGCCACGUGCCAGGUGGCAUGGCGCGUGCUCGAGCAGGGUAUGGGCGUCGUUGACGCCGUCGCCGAGCCACGCCUCCACGAUCAGCUCAUGCCCAACGAGAGCUGGCUCGAGUGGGCGUUUGACAACUCCACCGCGGCGGGCUUGACGGCCAGGGGCCACAACAUCUCCUGGGUCCCGCCCAUCUACUCUGCUGUCCAGGCCGUGCAGAUGCUGGAGGACGGGACUUUAGUUGCGGCAAGAGAGACAAGGCAGAAGAACAGCGGUGGUCUGAGCAUAUAA
Molecule: messenger RNA, 1767 nt
Organism: Pyricularia pennisetigena
Lineage: Eukaryota; Fungi; Ascomycota; Sordariomycetes; Magnaporthales; Pyriculariaceae
Exons: 8
Coding region: 1-1767 (588 amino acids)
Biological process (GO): glutathione catabolic process
Cellular component (GO): plasma membrane
Molecular function (GO): glutathione gamma-glutamate hydrolase
Source: RefSeq, a predicted model, not a curated record